AUGGAUUGCUGCAACUACGGGGAGUACCGCGGUCAGGCGCAGUACGGCGCGGGCGCAGGCUGGCAGUACGCACGCUACCCGCCGCCCUACGCGCCCUACCCGCACGGCUACUACCCGCCCGCGCAUGAUUACGCGCGCUAUUACCGCUACGAUUAUCCCACGCACCACUCCCACCAUGCUGAUCAUGUCAUGCCUAUGGAAUACGGUGCAUACGCACUAAAAGAUGCGCGGGCGCGGCGAGCGAUGUCGCGGAGGGAACAGCGAACCCAUCCCGCAUUGCAGCAGUUUCCUAUAUCACAUACGCCCCCUCUGGAAUGUGGGAUAAACAAUCGCAGCCAUGCAUAUUGCGAGCCUCAAAUUUGGCCCCAUUAUCAGAUGGGAGUGGUGACAGGGAGUGGUGGUGUGUGGCCUUCGCGAGUUCCUCCGAAUGUGUGUUCACGGGAAUCGAUGCGAUACGGGCCGGAUUGCCGAUUGAUGAAGAACCCCCAAAAUCACAUUGGGGCACACGACGGCCGAUCUACGCCGUAUCCGGUAUACGAUACAAGCUACGAGAACGGAACAAAGCGAGUGAACAACAAUGAAUAUACGCGUAAUGCACCCAAGGACGUUGUUCAGCCUGUGCGCGAGAAUCCGAUAAAUGAGCAACGCUGUCCUCCCGAGGAGAAACGGCCUCCCGUUGUACCAUUGCCGGCCUUCCAGCAGGCGUUCGGCUCCACUGAAAUUGGGAAAUUUGCGGAGGCUUUCAGCCGCGCAGACACAGCCCACGAGGCAGAAGAGCCCUGCGACAACUUCGUCUAUGAGCCGUUUAGCGAUUGGGACGCCUCCCCGGAACAGUGGACGCCGCCCGUCAAAGAAAUCAAAUGCGAGGAAAACUUUUAA
Messenger RNA from Leptosia nina, 879 nucleotides. NCBI's taxonomy places the organism in Eukaryota, Metazoa, Arthropoda, Insecta, Lepidoptera, Pieridae. The record is from the annotation of a GenBank genome assembly.